Molecule: messenger RNA, 1923 nt
Organism: Exophiala dermatitidis NIH/UT8656
Lineage: Eukaryota; Fungi; Ascomycota; Eurotiomycetes; Chaetothyriales; Herpotrichiellaceae
Exons: 2
Coding region: 1-1923 (640 amino acids)
Biological process (GO): SNARE complex assembly
Cellular component (GO): endosome; lytic vacuole
Molecular function (GO): SNARE binding
Source: RefSeq, a predicted model, not a curated record
AUGGCCGAGCAUGCUGAUGAGUCCACUGCUGCCGCAAAGGCUCGCAAUGAACGUCCAUUCCUGUAUCCAUGGAACCGUCGCCUGCGUCAUCUGCACGGGGUCUCUCUGCGCAAUCUCCAUGUUACAGCACCCAGUCCUAGAAGACAUGCAAAAACAAUCACCGACGAUGAUGCGCCUUACAGCCUGGCGUCUCCCGCCAAACGAGCCUUGCACAGCGACACAAAGCCGCUGACCCAGUCCCGCUCUUUCACCGAUUUGGCCUCAGCGCUUGACGAUGCCUCGAGCCAGUCACGCCUGCAUAAGGCUGCCACCUCCUACGAGAAGAAUGAAAUACAAUCCAACAGACCAGGUGGAGGCAGGCUUCGCAGAAGUAGCACCUUACAUUGGGGAUCUGCGAGCCCACAGGCGCGGCAGUCAAAAUUGGAGGAUAUCGUGGUGAGCCGGCUGGCCGACUCCUGGAUAUCGGUGCACUGCCCUGGUACCCCAGAACCUGUGUACAUCAGCGAGGAAAUCGAAAGAUCCAUGAACCCAAGCUUCGCGUUCUUUGACCUUGACGGCAGCGGGCCUCAAGUUUUAAGGUCCGACGAGUGCACCAUCCGGGUGUGGGCCAGACGCGCGAAGACCGAAGGGUACUGUCUACUCGUCGAACUAGACGUGAAUUUAAGGUCAUUGCAGUUCAUUGGGCGGAAACUUGAGAAUUUCCAUCAUCCGCUACCCGAGAACUGCAUCCUGCUACACUUGUCCGACGGUAUCUAUACCAGCUUUACGGACCUGCCGGCGGACGCGCAUACCUUAGUCGAUCAUGCAGUAGACCACCGCGAUGGAUCCAGCAAACCAGGUUCAUCCUUUGACGCCCUCAUGCAGCUCGCAAACCUCGACGACUGUAUCCAAGAUGCAAUCAAAGUCCGAGCUCAGAUCGAAGACGACAUAAACAAAAUACUGGCAGAGGCGCAUGUUCUCAAGAUCGAUGACGAAGCAGACCCGGGUCUUGAUGAUGGCAGCUCUCAAACCAAAGCUGCCCUCGCUGCGGAGAAGAAGCAUCUGCGUCAGCUAAAGAAGCGACGAGAAGAGCUGAAGGAGCAACUGGGACAAAGAGGUCACGCCCUUGACGUAGGUCGGGAGACGAUGUCCAGAUCUAGAAAGGUUUUGGAAGAACGGACCCAAGCCUGCAAAGACCUAGAGGGGCAGCUGCACCAUAUUGAGUCUGAGUCUCGAGGGCAGGUUCGACGCAUAUGUGAAGCGCUGCUCACGAUAUUCCCGAUUGAACCCCUGAAGAGUCGCACGCUCCAAUUCACUAUUCGCGGCAUCCACCUUCCGAACUCUGUUUUUGACGACACAAACCGUGACGAGAUAGCAGCUGCGCUUGGCUUCACCGCCCAGUUGGUUUACCAAUUGGCGCUGUAUCUGUCUACGCCCUUGCCAUAUCCCGUCGAGCCCUUUGGGUCUACUUCGUUUAUCUCUGACCCAAUAUCAAUUGGGCUGAGUCAGCGGAGGUACCCUCUUCAUCCUACAAGCGUGCCAUACAAGUUUGAGUAUGGCGUAUUUUUGCUUAACAAGGACAUCGAGUUUCUCAUGAAUCGUGCAGGACUACGCAUGCUCGAUGUCAGGCACACGCUACCCAAUCUCAAGUACUUGCUCUAUGUCUUGACAGCGGGCAAGGGAGAGCUACCUGCACGCAAGGCUGGCGGAGUAAAAGCACUCAUGGGCGAUGGUGCCAAUGCAGACGUGAGGCCUUGGAUUAGCCAUGACGGUGUGCCAAACGCAGCAAGUCCAAAGAUAGACACCACACAUAUGGAGGCAAAUGGUGGCAUUGGGCUGAAAGAAGGAAAGGACCCCGUGGACCCUUUCGGGUCGAGCCCGCCAGCACAGGGGCUGACUCAUGCCUCCACGCUCCCUGCUUUGCAGACGGGCAGAAUAGAUUGA